AUGGCAACACUAGCCUGUGAUCCUUUUCGGCCAAGAGGCCAACGUCAAAAAUAUGGAUCUGUUCAAGAGAGAAAAGCGUCCAAGAUAGCCCAACAGCGGGAGAAGCGUCAGGCUACCCGCGCUGCUCAACGCGCCCAACAAUUUGAUCAGUACUACUCCAUAGAGACGCCUCUAUACACUGAUACCAGUGAAACUCCAUCAAUCUCCUUCCCUCCAGGGGUACCCUCUAUUGCUACUGAGCUUGAGCAGCUUCUUCCCCCUCUCAGCCCAGCCUUAGGACCAUGGGAACUAUCGACUCCUGAUGUCCUACAAGGUAAUGAACCAACAGCAGAAGGCGUACAUGAUGUGGUUGACGAGCCUGGUAUCAUGGCCCCACUUGAAAAUACAGAAAACGACGCGAACACAGUCAGCCAAUUACCAAGGAUGACGGAAAGUCUGGUCCAGGCGACUGAAUCAUUUACGGAACCAGACCCUGGGGACUCAGAAAUCCUUAUAGCCAACCUAGCUAGUAAUUCUCACGACCUUGCCCGACUUCUUACUGACCAACUCCAACACCACCAUGGCUGCUGUCACCAGUGUCAUACGCAACAGGAGAGUGAGCAUUAA
Penicillium manginii is the source of this 606-nucleotide messenger RNA. RefSeq lists its product as uncharacterized. The coding region runs from base 1 to 606 and encodes 201 amino acids. NCBI's taxonomy places the organism in Eukaryota, Fungi, Ascomycota, Eurotiomycetes, Eurotiales, Aspergillaceae. The record is from RefSeq and is a predicted model, not a curated record. The transcript has a single exon.